AUGGGAUCUGUAUCAUUCCAGAUUCUCUCGGACCUACACUUGGAAACUCAAGAUUCAUAUGAUUUCGACUUCGAUGCCAGUGCAUCAAAUCUCGCUCUCCUUGGAGAUGUUGGACAUGUCGCUGAUCCGCGACUGUUCGAGUUCUUAGACCAGAAACUCGAAGUCUAUUCGACCGUGUUUUUUCUCCUAGGAAACCACGAACCAUGGCAUAUGUCGUUCAAACAGGCCAAACAGAAGAUGCGUAUUUUCGAACGAAACAAGAAUUUGAAAUUGAAGACAAAGAGAUUCGUAUUCUUGGAUCAAACCAGACACGAUGUAUCUAAUACCGUGACUGUAUUGGGAUGCACUCUUUUCUCGCACAUCCUCCCACAUCAAGACUUCGUCGUCGAAAGUAUCUUGGUGGACUUUAAAGACAUUGCACGAUGGACAACAGAAGCUCACAAUGACGCCCAUAAGUCAGAUCUACAGUGGCUCAAUACCCAAGUUACCGCGAUUGCCAGGGACGAGCCGGAGAGGCGGAUUGUGAUCUUUACCCAUCAUUGCCCAAGCAUUGAUUCCCGGUGCCAAAAUCCCAGAUUUGCCGGUAAAGCAGAGAUGGAGCCUGAAAAUGAUGUGUCUUCGGGCUUUGCUACGGACCUGAGCAAGGAGGAAUGUUGGACGAACCCUGCAGUUGUGGGUUGGGCGUACGGUCAUACACAUUUCAACUGUGAAUGGCGGGAUAGCAAUGAGAAAAUUGUUGUCUCGAAUCAAAGGGGAUAUAAGAUCAGGCUCUCGGAGAAUUUCGAGCCAGGAAAACGGUUGAUUAUCCAGACACAAUCAAGUGCCACAAACCCAAGAUAG
This is a messenger RNA of Penicillium macrosclerotiorum, 840 nucleotides long. RefSeq lists its product as uncharacterized. The record is from RefSeq and is a predicted model, not a curated record. Bases 1 to 840 code for a protein of 279 amino acids. Lineage: Eukaryota; Fungi; Ascomycota; Eurotiomycetes; Eurotiales; Aspergillaceae. The transcript has a single exon. Gene Ontology annotation, molecular function: hydrolase activity.